Molecule: messenger RNA, 354 nt
Organism: Closterium sp. Yama58-4
Lineage: Eukaryota; Viridiplantae; Streptophyta; Zygnematophyceae; Desmidiales; Closteriaceae
Source: the annotation of a GenBank genome assembly
AUGCUCGCGUGCCAUCGUGUGCCAUCGUGUGCCAUCGUGUGCCAUCCUCAGGUGUACUACGUCACGAAUCGGGUGUGCGAGAGGGAGGACGAGAAGAUGGGCAAGGUGUAUGGCAAGUUCAUGGACAGUGGCUUGCACGUUGGCGUGGUGGAUGUGGACUGUCCAAAUGGCAAGCCUCAAGUGAAGCCGGAGGGGCAGCUUGUAACGAGUAUGGAUGCGGAGGCAUUCAAGCAGCGACUGAGAGAGCAUGUGGCUCGCGACGAGAACAAGGCAGUGCUCGUCUAUGUGCAUGGUUGCUUCACUGAUUUCAGCCGGGGCAUGGGCUACGGAGCAUUCAUGCAGGUACGAACCUGA